Vigna unguiculata (cowpea) is the source of this 1169-nucleotide messenger RNA. RefSeq names its product purple acid phosphatase 15-like. The record is from RefSeq and is a predicted model, not a curated record. NCBI's taxonomy places the organism in Eukaryota, Viridiplantae, Streptophyta, Magnoliopsida, Fabales, Fabaceae. Gene Ontology annotation, molecular function: acid phosphatase activity.
AUGAAUGAUGUUCAUUACUUCAGGACUAUGCCAGUUUCUGGCCCCAAAAGUUACCCUAACAGAAUAGCAGUGGCUGGAGACUUGGGUCAUACACACAAUACCACAUCCACAGUUAACCACAUCACCAGUAACCAUCCCAAUCUUAUUUUUUUGGUUGGAGAUGUUACUUAUGCCAUUCUUUAUCUAACUAAUGUGGGAGUUCGUCAUUGGGGUUUCCAAUUGCGAAGGUGCGGAGAGAUUUGGGGUUGUGAUCAUCGAGACAACAAGCGCGAAGGCGUUGGAGGUUGGUUUCUGGAAGCCCUAAGUAUCGAAGGGGACCAGUACAAGUGGCUGGAGAGGGACUUGGCUUCUGUUGACAGGGAAGUAACUCCGUGGUUGGUAGCUACAUGGCAUGCACCUUGGUACAGCACCUACAAGGCACAUGAUAGAGAAGCAGAGUGUAUGAGGGUAGAGAUGGAGGACUUACUAUAUAAAUAUGGCGUUGACAUUGUCUUCAAUGGUCAUGUUCAUGCGUAUGAGAGAUCAAACAGGGUAUACAAUUACACAUUGGAUCCUUGUGGUCCUGUUUAUAUCACGGUCGGUGAUGGUGGUAACAGGGAAAAGAUGGCAAUCACGCAUGCUGAUGAACCAUCAACAACUACACCAGAUGACUUUAUGGGUGGCUUCUGCGCCUUUAAUUUUACAUCUGGCCCAGCGGCAGGUAACUUCUGCUGGGAUUACAGUGCUUUCAGAGAAAGUAGCUUUGGUCAUGGCAUUCUGGAGAUGAAAAAUGAAACCCGUGCACUGUGGAUUUGGCAUCGCAAUCAAUACUUUUAUGAUAGUGCUGGAGAUGAGAUUUACGUUGUUCAAUCCUUCUUAAAGAGAAGUAACCCCUGAAAUGCUUUACUCUCGAUUUGUUAUCUAACAUGUAAGCUAUACAAAAUUAAGAAGCCAUCGUAAGAAAGCACUUUUAAACGAUAAUGAUUGUCUGAGAAACACAGUAUGCCACGACAUCGACCAAAACGGGCGAUUGACUUAACUUAAAGCUCUAAAAAUGAUAUGUUCAAUCUCAAUACAAGACUGGGUCUUCCAACUUCGGACAUGAGAAUGAAAACAAUGGAUAUGACUAACACAAUAUAUAUGUAGUUGCAUCGCUGCACUAAAAAAAGUGUCUCCUAGGAACAGAAAAA